UGCUUACGAAAGUUGAAUGGUACGAGUUACGACCCACGCGAUGGUUUACAUUACGUGGCGAGCGUGCGUCAGAGAUGUUACUGUCUGUAACGUUUGUCCGUUUCUCGACGUUGUAACACUUCGUGCGUGAAGAACUCUUCGUAUCUCGUGUUUCGAAAGUGGAAAGCAGUGUGUUUACCUACCCGACUCACAAGAAGAACGACAAGGCGGCAAAAUUGUACCAUUACGAUGUCUGUACUCGUUAAAUUCUGCGCGUGCCUUUGCCUCGUUCACGUCGCCGUCAGUUCAACCUUGUCUGCACCCCCCCAGUCGGCAGUGGUUGUCGCUUUCGAAGAUGUCUAUGAUAUGUCGCUAUUAGCCAACACUUUGUCGGAUGAAGGGAUCGAUACAACCCUAAUAAUACCGGCAUCGAACGAGCCCGAUCUAUACGAGACGUUGAUCGAUGUGGAAGUGGUGACAGUCCGCGUGGAAAGUGCCCACGUCGACGAGUCCGCGUAUUCGGACAGCAGAGCGAUCAAGAUUUGCGAAGCAUUCUUGAACGAUGACGAGAUCGCGAGGAAAAUGUCAGAACUUCAACCGACGUUCGCCAUAUUUCCUGCUCUUAGGCAUGACGGUUGUUUGAUACCGUGGACGAGAAACAUCCGGUCCAUUCCAGUAAUAUGGACGCGGAAUCGUGACGAAGAGGUGUACGUGUUCGAGUACAUGGGCGCCGCUUUGCCGGUUCAGAGCGACGGUUUUUGGACAAGGCUGCGAACAAGUUUCUCGCGGAGGUCAAUAUUCUCCGCGGCCAGGGACAAGUACGCGGCGUAUGCUCUCCGGAUAGCGGGAAAAUACUUGCCAGAUACCGGUCUUAAUUUAGACAAUCUUUAUGCGGAUGUUCGCCUCAUACUCUGGGGAGCUGAUGUCCUCCUGCGCUCGGAUUUCGCUCCGCUCACGCAGCUGAUAGUCGAGGUCGGCUGUCAUCAUUGUAGAGGAGCACACCCGUUGCAAGAGGAUCUACACAAGUCGUUGAUUGAAUUUCGACUGGGCACGAUUGUAGCCCUUCUGGAUAAAAGCUACGAGAAGUUGAUCAUAGAAUUGGCACAGAAGUUGCCUCAAGGCCGGGAUGGCCAAGCGGUCGUUUGGAAGAGUAUGCACCGCCAAAGUUCCGUGUUACCAAAGAACCUCUUUGUUCGUCUGACGGACGAUCGACAAGACCUGAUAGGCUACGGGCGUACAAGGGUGGUGUUAAGUCAUUGCGCCGAUCCGGAGCUCCUUGAAUCCGGCUUUCAUGGAACACCGGUGAUAUGCUUCCCCAGAAACGCCCACGAAUCGAAGAACACGGCUCGCGCGGUACAGUUGGGUUUCGCGCGCUCCGCGGAGGACAUGCCCGCCAUCUCUGGCGAGGAGACGGCAAACACGGUGAACCAUAUCCACGAGAGUAUGGAUUACCGCGAGAACGCCCGUAGAGUUUCUUUGGCCAUCCGCGACAGGAUAAAUCCCGCCGUGGACAGGCUGAUUUACUGGCUUCGUUACACAGCACGGACUAAGGACGGGAAUCUGGAAUUUCUUACGGCGAUCAGGCCGGCAAGAACGGCUAACGAGGACCUGCAGUUUUUCCUCGGCUUGUUCGUGGGCAGUAUAGUGGGGAUUUUUUCGACCGUCGGCUGCAUGUUGGCGCGGUAUCUGUUCGUCUCGAAGAGGGCGCAGCGGUCGAAGGGAAGGUACACCCGGUAAAAAAGCUCUGGCACACA
Messenger RNA from Dufourea novaeangliae, 1733 nucleotides. RefSeq lists its product as uncharacterized. Gene Ontology annotation, molecular function: UDP-glycosyltransferase activity. The transcript has 5 exons. The coding region runs from base 229 to 1716 and encodes 495 amino acids. Lineage: Eukaryota; Metazoa; Arthropoda; Insecta; Hymenoptera; Halictidae. The record is from RefSeq and is a predicted model, not a curated record.